Messenger RNA from Hansenula anomala, 918 nucleotides. It is a transcript of the gene TAN1, whose product is annotated as putative tRNA acetyltransferase. Bases 1 to 918 code for a protein of 305 amino acids. The record is from RefSeq and is a predicted model, not a curated record. NCBI's taxonomy places the organism in Eukaryota, Fungi, Ascomycota, Saccharomycetes, Phaffomycetales, Wickerhamomycetaceae. Gene Ontology annotation, biological process: tRNA modification. The transcript has 2 exons. Gene Ontology annotation, molecular function: RNA binding.
AUGGGUGAAAAGAGAAAGAAUAAUGGCUCAAAUGGCCAAGAUCGCAAGAAAAAAUAUAAACUUGCAAAUGGUAUUAUUGAUCCUUCAACUUCAGGAAUAUAUGCAACCUGCCUGAGACACCAUGAGAAACAAUGUCAAAAUGAAUUGAAGAAUUUAUUCCAGGACAAAUACCAAGAGUAUUACAAGGAUGUUGAGGCUGAAGAUGAUGAAGAAGAAGAGGAAGAGCUUUCAAUUGAAGAUGCGAUCAAGAAAGAACUUCAAGAAUUACAACAACCAAAAGAUACAACCAAAAAAGAACCAUUUCAGUUCAUAGAUCUUGGAUGUGAAUGUGUUGUCUUUUUUAAGACUAGAAAACCAGUUGACCCAGUGGACUUUGUUGAGAGAAUCUGUCAAGAAUCACACGAACACAGUAUCAAAAACACGAGACAUACACAAAAAUUAACACCAAUAACGUUUUCAGUUUCUGCAUCCAUGGAAGAAGUUACAAAAUUAGCAAAGAAAGUAUUAGCCCCACAUUUCCAUAAAGAAGAAGGUCAAGAACCUGUCAAAUUUGCAGUUAAAGUUAGUGCACGUAAUUUCAACACAAUUGACAAGAUGGAUAUCAUUCAAAAAGUUGCUGAAUGUGUUGGUAGAGAUUAUGGACAUAAAGUUGAUUUGAAAAACUAUGACAAGUUAGUUUUGGUUGAAUGUUUCAAGAACAACAUUGGGAUGAGUGUUGUGAGUAAUUAUGAUAAAUAUCAAAAAUUUAACUUGCAACAAAUCUUUGAAAAAGCUAAUGAAUCCAAAGCUAAGAAAGAGGAAGUUUCAUUAAAAAGCACAGAGGUCGAAGAAAAAACAAGUGAGUCCCCAGUUGAAGACCAAGACACCAAGGUCAAGAAAUUAGAAGACAGUACAGAGAAAUCAGCAGUUGAUGUAUAA